AUUUCCCUUGUAUCUCUUUAGUCUCUUUAAAAUGUGGCAGACUCUGUUGGGGUAAGCAUUAGUAAUAAACCAGUCACUAUUCGAGCUAUCUGUGUCACUAUUGCUCAUACCCUUCUCUGUGUGUCUAACGAUGGGAAGAAUCCUUUGGGAUUGUGUAGCAGUCAUUCUACUGGGAGAUCUGGUGACUUCUAGAGAACCUGAAAUAAGGAACAAUGUGAGUAUACAGAUUAUCAAUUUCAAUUAUGAACGGACACAAGUUAAAUGGAAUAUCAGUGACUAUUUGAUGAAGAAGAAUUUAACUUUCCUUUAUGGAUUGGACAAAGCUUCACCUUCAAAACAGUGUCCUCACUAUAUUCUUGAUCAAGGUUAUACUGUUGGAUGUGUUUUUAAGACUGGAGACAACAGGUUGACUUAUUUACUCAAGGGAGAAGAUGGAAUUAUUGAAAGAAAAAAUGUGAGACUUAGCAAUUACUUAAAACCCAACUCUCCAACCAAUUUGAAUUUUACAUGGAGAGAAGACUCAGUUACGAUAAAAUGUCCUGAUUUACCCAUUCGUGGUUUAUCCUAUGAAAUUCAGUACAAAAGUACCUUUGAUCUAGAAUGGCAGCUCAACAUGAACAAAAUAUGUAGCAUUAAAAUCGAUGGCUUGAAUUCUGAGAAGUGUUAUUUCUUCCGGGCCAGAGUAAUAACAAGAAUGGCUAUUUAUGGCAGUAAGACAUACCCUAGCGAUUGGUCCCCUGUAACACAUUGGAGGAGGAGCAAACUGGAAGAUUCAUGUUCUGAGGCAGCUGAAAAACUUUCCCCAAAAUAUAUCUACCUAAUUACUAGUCUGGUUAUCCUCCUAGCAAUAUUCCUUCUCUUCUUGUUUUUGAGGAAAUCAGCAAGAAUUAAGAAAUUACUAAUGCCGGUUGUACCUGAUCCCAAAUAUUCUUUUCCUGGCCUAUUUGAUUAUCACCAAGGAAAUUUUCAGGAGUGGAUCCAGGAUACUGAAAAUGUGACCAGCCCAACUAAAGUAGAACAUUUGGAGCAGGAAUGUGUUGUUGAAGAGGGACAUAUAGAGGAACUUCCCAAGAAAAAGACCAAGGACAAAGUGGGGAAAGCCAUUCAGGAAUACCCAAAACUGAAUGAAGACAAUCUGAGCUCUAAUCAAGCCUCUUUUGGCCUACCUCAAGGCAGUAAUACUAUUUGUCUAGGUGACCUUAACUUUGUUAUGAACGAUAAUAUGUAUGUUGUAUUAUGAAGCUACAUGGUGCACAGAUAGGAGAUGGGAUCUGUGCCAGGAUCAGCCUAGUAAGUUUCUGAGAUUUAUAGCAAUACUAAUAUUAAUACUAGCUAACAUUUAUAGAGUGCUUUAAAGUUUGGAAAAUGAUUUAUAAAUAUACAUUUUAUACUCACAUCAAUCCUGGGAAAGAGGUAUUAUUAUUAUUCCCAUUUUAUAGUUAGAGAAACUGAGGCAUACAGAGAUUAAAUGACUUAUUCAGGGUCACACAGCUAGUAAGAGUCUGAAACUGGACUCUAACUCAGGUUGUCUUCCUGAUUCUAUGUCCAGUAUUCUCAUUAUCUGGCUUAGAACAUUGAUAGGAAAAGGGUUAGUACUAGGAGUUCCCAAACUCACCAGUCUGUCAUAAAUUUAACAGUUAUCCAGUGAGAAAUCUUAGAUUAAAUUACAUUCAUUUUUGUUUUAAUUACAGCAUCUCUGCCCAUGUAUAUACAGCAACUCAUCAUAUUUAACGUCUAAGCUUUACAACUCAUAAAUGUAGGCAUAUUUCAAUGUGAGUGCUUAAAAUAAGUCAGAUUUAUUUUAUUUAGACUAAUUAAUUAGAAAUGCUUGUCAUAAUUUUUGCUAAUUCUACAUGUUCCUACAUGUGCUUUUCAUUUAACUUGCAAUGAAGUAAAUGCCAGUAGUAUCAAUGUAUAUGUAAAAGAGUUUUCAAAUACCUAGGAUGAGAUAACAUAGUAUAGGGCAAAGAACAUUGGAAAAUGAGUUGGAAAAUAGAGUGCUAGCACUCUCUCUGAAACUAUGGCUUUAUGCUCUUGACCAAAUCACCUCUGUGCACUUAAUUUCCUUAGUUAUAAAACGUUGAGGUUGGACUGGAAAAUCUCUAAAAUCCCAUUGAGAUCUAAGUCAGAGAAGCUCUUUGAGGUCCCCUAAAGCCCCCAAAUGAUCUUGUGCUAAAGAAGCCUUCAGUUUCAAAUGGUAAAGAGAUUCUUGCAUUCAUUUCAAAUAUAGCACUGAGGACCACACAGCAAAGUAUGAUAAAGCUUGAUUUUAAGUCCCCAUAUUAGGGUAGGCAAAGCAAACGCAAAAAAGAUUUUUCAAAGCUUACAAACAACUGACUGAAUCAUUGUAUUGAAAUGAUAGACUACCUUUGCAAAAAUAUAACAUUUCAUUAUCAGAAAAACCCUCCAAACAAAUGCCUUUUUGUAGAAAACCAUUUGUAAUUUUUGUGCUAUGCUUUGCUUUACAAAAUAUUCAGCAUAGUCAGUCCCUUGAUUCAUCUGGCCUUUGAUUUUAUUUUGCUGUGUUUUCAACUGUUAAAUAAAGGGGAAAAAUUACUAUGAGUGUUAUCUUUGAAAGCAGAGCUCUAAGGGCUUGAUUUCUGUGUUGAUAGUAGAGGGGAUUUUUAUACUGAAAGUUCUGGGUUUGAGGACCAUCAGGCUUUUAGAUUAUUAAGAUUAUAAACUUAGUAGGUGGAAACUAGGCUGGAUUGUACAUUCUCAAAACAUUUGUGCAAAGACAUUGUACAUUUUUAUUUUUCUGUUUGCAUUUUACUGAAGAGGGUUGGAAGCAGUGACAGGGGGCCAAACCACACUCUUUUCUGAUGCUAUUAAGAAGUCUGAGAGUGUCCCUGGUAAGGACUGAAAAUGACAGGAAUGGUGGCAUGAGCCAAGGUAUGACAAGAAGUUUAGAAACCUGCUCAUAUGCUCUAGCAUGUGGUCACCAUCUGGAAUGAGUGUUGUACCUGACUUAGUAUAUUGCUGUUGCUGCACAGUCAGGUGAGUAAAUUUCAAGUAGGAAAUCAGAGAAAACUAGAGAGAAGAGAGAAAUGAUGUGAGUAAAAGAUGAAAAGACUCAAAUUACCUUGGGAUAAAGUUUUCAGAGGGCUUGUGUCCACAAAGCCUAAGAAAUGGGAGCUGGAUUCUAAAGCCAACCCAACUCCCGGGCUACUUCAUAAAAGGCAGUUGCAGAAGUUCUGUUUAUAUGAGAUUAAACAUGGGCAUUUUGUGUCAAUAAAAUGAUGGAACUGGAGAAUAUGUGUUUCUUCAAGUCAGGAACUGCACCUACUGUUAUCAUCAACAGUAGACAAUCAGUGAUUUGCUACUUGAUGAUGGAUGGCUAAAAAGAAUAGCUGUUUUCUGUUAAGGAAAUUAAAAAAAACUGAUGGGAAAAUAUUUUAAGGGUCUCUUUCAGAUGACUGUCCAAUUGUACAUGUGACUGGCAACAAAUCAGCUAGGCUUCAAAUUUCCUUAUAAGAACUAAAGUAAGA
Monodelphis domestica (gray short-tailed opossum) is the source of this 3488-nucleotide messenger RNA. RefSeq names its product cytokine receptor like factor 2 (gene CRLF2). Gene Ontology annotation, molecular function: cytokine receptor activity; protein binding. Gene Ontology annotation, biological process: cytokine-mediated signaling pathway. Gene Ontology annotation, cellular component: external side of plasma membrane. Lineage: Eukaryota; Metazoa; Chordata; Mammalia; Didelphimorphia; Didelphidae. The record is from RefSeq and is a predicted model, not a curated record.